Molecule: messenger RNA, 3153 nt
Organism: Scheffersomyces stipitis CBS 6054
Lineage: Eukaryota; Fungi; Ascomycota; Pichiomycetes; Serinales; Debaryomycetaceae
Gene: ACS2
Product: acetate--CoA ligase
Exons: 2
Coding region: 988-3027 (679 amino acids)
Cellular component (GO): cytosol
Molecular function (GO): acetyl-CoA synthetase activity; AMP binding
Source: RefSeq, a predicted model, not a curated record
AAAUGGUUAAGUAUGCGAAUCUAGAAGAGCACAGAUAGGCCCCGUACUUUAGAAAAUAGUCUAGUAAAUAGUGCUACAAAAUAGAGUAUGGUACCAAAAGUUACAGUACUGACACACUGUGAACUCGCUACAAGGUUCUAUCGCUGUGACACACGAAUAGACUACAAUGUGAACAGGCUACACACUCAGGGUUCAUCACAGAGAGACACACAUGGCCGGUCGGCCACUCCGAAACCGUUUCGAAUUCACCGCUUGUCAUUGGGCCACCACAUUUGGUUUCCAGUCCAAUCGCCUAUCUCUGAGACUCCGAGCAAUUUUCAGUUUCCAAUUUUUCAUUUCGGACUACAGGCACGAAUGGGAGAUUAGCACCAUGUCUGCUCUGAAACGAGUCCGUUUCCCCAGAAUACCCGCUGCUACUCGGAAGUUGACAUCUCGGAGUUGCGCUGGACCAAAGGAACUUUCUCUUUGCAACAGAUGUGUGUAUCUGGCGUCUUUACCCAAGGAUGUACUUCGCUUGUUCCUGUGUCGCGACGGAAGGUGAUAAUUUUUUUUCAGAAUUCAACAAAAAAUCCAACAGUUUCGUGUUUAGGUGCUCCAGCUCGUAUACAGUAGCGUUAGCUAGCGGAACCAGUUCUGGUAUGCGCUCACCGUAUAUAUAGUGGAUAGGUCCCGUUUGCUGAAAAAAAUCACACAGUGUAUCUGUGAAAGACGUGCUAGUUUUCUUUAGCUCUACAAAUCCCCUUAACUUCGUUCGUGGUCUCGUAGUCUCUACUUUUGCCUGAUCUCGUGCAAUUGCCAUUGACCUUAGAUUGAAAGUUUUCUCUUCAUUUUAGAAUAACUACACUUUUCUCCUUUUGUUUGUCCAUUCGUCGUUUGCUAGUCAACGAAGUUUUUCCCCAGACUCAAGGUACAGAUAAUUUUCCGAAACAAAUUUUCAGAUUACAGAUCUACCAGUUUCACUGACACACUAUUUAUUCCCCCAUUAAUAUGACUGUUACCCCACAGCACCAAGUCGUCCACGAGGCCAACGGUGUCACCCCAAGACCCACUCCUAAGGAGUUUUUUGACAAACAGCCCCGUCCUGGCCAUAUCACCUCCAUCGAACAGUACCAGGAAUUAUACCAGAAGUCCAUCGCCGACCCUGAAGGAUUCUUUGGUCCUAUGGCCAAGGAGUUGUUGUCGUGGGACAGAGACUUCGACAAGGUCAAGUCCGGUUCUUUGAAGGACGGUGACGUUGCCUGGUUCAUUGGCGGCCAGUUGAACGCUUCCUACAACUGUGUAGACAGAUGGGCCUAUGCGACUCCAGACAAGACUGCCAUCAUCUACGAAGCUGACGAAGAAAAGGACUCGUACAAGUUGACCUACGCCGAGUUGUUGAGAGAAGUCUCCAAGGUAGCUGGUGUGUUGAAGAGCUGGGGCAUCAAAAAGGGUGAUACUGUUGCUAUCUACUUGCCAAUGACUCCUCAAGCUGUUAUUGCUAUGCUCGCUGUAGCCAGAUUAGGUGCCAUCCACUCGGUUAUCUUUGCAGGUUUCUCUUCUGGUUCCAUCAGAGACAGAGUCAACGAUGCUUCUUGUAAGGCUCUUAUUACCUGUGACGAAGGUAGAAGAGGUGGUAAGACCGUUAACAUCAAGAAAUUGUGCGACGAAGCCUUGAAGAGCUGUCCUACUGUAGAAAAGGUGCUUGUUUUCAAGAGAACCGGAAACGAAAAUAUUGAAUUGGAAGAGGGUAGAGAUUUCUGGUGGGAUGAAGAAACCGCCAAGUUCUCGGGUUACUUGCCACCUGUUCCAGUCAAUUCUGAAGACCCAUUGUUCUUGUUGUAUACAUCUGGUUCCACUGGUACUCCUAAGGGUGUUGUCCACACCACUGGGGGCUACCUCUUAGGUGCUGCCAUGACCACCAAGUACAUUUUCGACGUCCACCCAGAAGACAUCUUGUUCACUGCCGGUGAUGUCGGUUGGAUUACUGGUCACACCUAUGCUUUGUACGGACCUUUGGCUCUCGGUAUCCCAACAAUCGUUUUUGAAGGUACUCCAGCCUACCCAGACUUUGGUAGAUUCUGGCAAAUUGUCGAAAAGCACAAGGCUACCCACUUCUACGUAGCUCCUACUGCCCUCAGAUUGUUGAGAAAGAGUGGCGAGCAAGAGAUUCCAAAGUACGACUUGUCUUCUUUGAGAACAUUGGGCUCUGUUGGUGAACCUAUCUCCCCUGAUAUCUGGGAAUGGUACAACGAGCACGUUGGACAAGGCAGAUGCCACAUCUCCGACACCUACUGGCAAACUGAGUCUGGUUCUCACUUCAUUGCUCCAAUUGCCGGUGUCACUCCAAACAAACCUGGUUCAGCCUCUUUGCCAUUCUUUGGUAUCGAGACCGCUCUUAUUGAUCCAGUUUCCGGCCACGAACUCGAAGGUAACGACAUCGAAGGUGUUCUUGCCAUCAAGAGCACCUGGCCAUCUAUGGCUAGAUCUGUCUGGAACAACCACACCAAGUACAUGGACACAUACUUGAACCCAUACCCAGGCUACUACUUUACCGGCGACGGUGCUGCCAGAGAUCACGACGGCUACUACUGGAUUAGAGGUAGAGUCGAUGAUGUCGUCAAUGUGUCUGGUCACAGAUUGUCUACUGCUGAAAUAGAAGCUGCCCUCAUCGAACACAACGGUGUUUCUGAAGCUGCUGUGGUUGGUAUUACCGACGACUUAACUGGUCAAGCCGUAGUUGCCUACGUUGCUCUCAAGAACGAAUACGUCGACAAGAUCGCCGGCAAGGAAACCAGCGACGAAGCCUUUGCCUUGAGAAAGGAAUUGAUCAUGACCGUCAGAAAGGAAAUCGGACCUUUCGCAGCUCCAAAGAGCGUCAUCAUUGUCGCCGACUUGCCAAAGACCAGAUCUGGUAAGAUCAUGAGAAGAAUCUUGAGAAAGAUCUCUGCCAACGAAGCAGACCAAUUGGGUGACAUCACCACUUUGUCCAACCCUCAGUCUGUCGUUGGUAUAAUCGACUCCUUUGCUGCUCAAUUUGCUAAGAAAUAACUUCAUAAGUCUAUAGCCUCCUAGCUGCAGAAAUUGCUUCGCGAUUUUGCACCCAAUUUCUGUGGUUGGUUAGAAAUGGCAUAAUGCCUCAAAUUUAGCUUGUGUUAAUGUACAUACAGAAAGUAG